AGAGAGACAGAGACCAAGAUCGUCAGAAAAGUAGAGACAAAGAGUAAGGGGAACAAGAGUUGGUGCGUGGGACAUUGCCUUGGAUUUUUUUUAACCCACUGUGGUUUCCUCUCAGACAGAAGACAGGAAAGCUGCUCCCUGGCCAGCAAGAAGCCCCCGACCUGGAUGGAUUGAAAGAUGCGUCCUGAUGACAUUAACCCGAGGACUGGGCUGGUGGUGGCCCUGGUCAGUGUCUUCCUGGUCUUUGGCUUCAUGUUCACUGUCUCUGGGAUGAAAGGAGAGACGCUGGGAAACAUACCCCUCCUGGCCAUCGGGCCAGCCAUCUGCCUACCAGGCAUCGCAGCUAUUGCCCUGGCCAGGAAAACUGAGGGGUGCACCAAAUGGCCAGAAAAUGAGCUGCUAUGGGUCCGAAAGUUGCCCUGCUUCCGGAAACCCAAAGACAAGGAGGUGGUGGAACUGCUGAGGACCCCUUCGGACCUGGAGUCAGGCAAGGGAAGCUCAGAUGAGCUGGCUAAGAAGGCAGGCCUCAGGGGGAAGCCGCCCCGCCAGGGGCAGGCUGAGAUGCCUGUGGCCAGCUCCAUCACAACCCCCACCCCCACGGAAGAAGGAGAAUGCCAGAGCCUUGUCCCGAGCGGGCAGCACGAGGAGACAUCCAGAUACCUGGACGGCUACUGUCCCUCAGGCAGUUCUCUCGCCUACAGUGCCUUGGAUGCCAAGUGCUCAGCCUGGGACAGGUCAGAAUGCCCUGAGCCCGAGGACAGCAUCUUCUUUGUGCCCCAGGACAGUAUCAUCGUUUGCUCCUACAGGCAGAACAGUCCCUAUGACAGAUACUGUUGUUACAUCAAUCAGAGCCAAGGCAGGUGGGACCAUGAGACCAUAGUCUAAGCUUUGCAUACAAGGGCCGCUGUGUUGAUAGAAACAUGACUACCCUCAGCUCCAGGUGGAAGGAAACUGCCCUGCUCCAUCUACACAUUGUUAGAAACUGACCUGGUAUGUGAUGGGUGUGCAAACCUCUGGUGCCUGAGAGCCAUGUAAAUAGGCAUGUUGGGGACAUAUUUUAGGGAAGGGUGAUGGAUGUUAAGGACACUGGAAGAGGCAGUGGAUAGAAGAGGAAGCAGUUCCAACUGUUUUUUUUAACUAUUUAAACCAUGUUGGAUGUUUUGUAAAUAAUCCAAGUGCUGCUCAGUACCUGCUGAAAG
Molecule: messenger RNA, 1199 nt
Organism: Molossus molossus (Pallas's mastiff bat)
Lineage: Eukaryota; Metazoa; Chordata; Mammalia; Chiroptera; Molossidae
Gene: TMEM215
Product: transmembrane protein 215
Exons: 1
Coding region: 178-885 (235 amino acids)
Source: RefSeq, a predicted model, not a curated record